This is a messenger RNA of Sinocyclocheilus anshuiensis, 1812 nucleotides long. RefSeq names its product SLAM family member 9-like. Lineage: Eukaryota; Metazoa; Chordata; Actinopteri; Cypriniformes; Cyprinidae. The coding region runs from base 211 to 1131 and encodes 306 amino acids. The transcript is spliced from 6 exons. The record is from RefSeq and is a predicted model, not a curated record.
UUUCUACCAUCUUGAGCACAUAAAGCGAAAACGUUACUAACGUUAUUCCUCGAAAUGGGCGUUGUUUAAGCGUGUUUACUUUAAUAUCUACUUCGACUUUUUUAUCGUUUGAGAAAAACGGAGCGAAAUCGUCAUUGUAUGUUUUUGGAUUUAAUCAAUCAAACAAUCGCCUCUACUAAAUCAUGAGGAGUUUGAUCCGAUUUUGUGAAUAUGGUUCAUAAAUCUUGUUUCUUCUGUCUGUGGAUUUGGUUCUUACGUGGUGUGCUUUGCGAUACAGAUGCAGUGAAAUCAGUAUCAGUGAUGAAGGGAGGUUCUGUCACUCUAAACACUGAUGAUAAAGUAAAGAAAGAUGAUCAGAUACUGUGGACGUUUAAAGCUGACAAUCCAGACACUGUUAUAGCUGAAAUCAACAGACAGAACAUCUAUAUAGAUGCCACUAAUACAACAUUUGAGAAAAGACUCCAGAUAGACAGUCAAACUGGAUCUCUGACCAUCAGAAACAUCAGAACUGAACACUCUGGACUUUAUAAACUACAGAUCAUCAGAAACAGAGUAAUCUCACACAAGAGUUUCACAGUUGCUGUUUAUGCUCCUGUUCCCAUUCCUGUCAUCAGCAGAAACACUUCAAACUGUUCUUCAUCAUCAUCAUCAUCACAGCAGAAUUGUUCAUUGGUGUGUUCAGUGGUGAAUGUGAGUCAUGUGACUCUCUCCUGGUACAAAGGAAACAGUUUAUUGUCCAGCAUCAGUGUGUCUGAUCUCAGCAUCAGUCUCUCUCUACCUCUGGAGGUGGAAUAUCAGGAUAACAACACCUACAGCUGUGUGCUCAACAAUCCCAUCAGCAACCAGACUCAACAUCUGGACAUCAGUGGACUCUGUCACAGAUGUAAAGAUGUCCUUCAGAAGUCACAUCUUAUUCCACUGAUAUCAGCUGGCUUAUUAAUACUGGUCUUGGCUGUAGUUGUAGGGUUGGUAUACUUUCACCGCUGGAACUGCAAACAAGCAAUACCAGAGGUUCAGACUUGUGAGGAAGAGGUACUUUAUGCCGAAACAACAUUUUGUGCACGCAGUAUUCACAGUACGAAACCAGAUGAAGAGCACCACAUCAUAUACUCGAGUGUUAAUGCAAAAUGACAUGAUCAGUGGUAUUAGCAAUUUUAUUUAUUUUUUGCAACUAAUAUGAAACCGGCAUGUAAAAGUCAUUUUCAAGUGUUAACUUUAGGGUCAGUCAUCUCAAAGUGCAUCUCUUAAGAGUGCAUAAGGACACAUUUUCAGAGAGUGAUGAAUGGUUCACAGUUAUGACUGUAAGUGAUUGAAAAAACCUAGUGUUUCAAUGUCAUCAGUAUUUGAUCACUAUUUCAGUAUCAGCAUUUUCUCUAGCUCACACUGACAUUCCAUGCCAUAGAAUGCUAGCAGAUACAUUAACAUCAUAUAUUUGUAUUACUCAUUUUUCUGGAAUACUUGAUUUUGAUUGCUCAGUUGUUAUUGAGCAGUCAAACAUUUCUGAGUAAUCUCCACUCAUGUGGGUAACUCAGUAUAACUGACCAUUUAUCCGGAAAAUCGAAUAGAUAUGUUUUAAUGGAUUAUACCUAGUGUUACAUUAGGCCUUCAGUGUUUGGCGUCGGUUCCUUUGAUAAAAAUAACUUUGGCUUGCCAACAUGCUGUUACUUGUUCUGUGGGUAGUUGUUUACCUGUUCGGCAAGGCAUGUUCAUUCAAGCUCAGCUCUGUUGCUGGAAUCUUUCUCUUAUACUCUGUUAAAACAUUCACAGUACACUGUAAAAAAAAUUCCGUAAAAUUUACGGUAAAAAACCGGC